AUGAAAUCUGUGCUUAGCGCUGUUGCCGCGAAACCCGUGAGAUUAGUUCCACUGCCUGAAUAUUUCAGCGCCUGCGCAGAUUGAGGAAAGUGCUGGAAGACAGCGCGCCUGGCGCCAUUUUGCGAGAACCGGAGUAGCUCCGGCUGCAGUGCUGCCUUUACUUCGGAGACUCUGGGACACAGCCAUACUUCGCGUCACCUUACACACCCAAAGGAACGGAGUGAACCGGGAUUCCCCUUGCGGGGACCCGGAACUGAUCUGCUACGAUGGCAUCCGAUGACUUUGAUAUAGUUAUUGAAGCCAUGCUGGAGGCUCCUUAUAAAAAAGAAGAGGACAAGCAGCAAAGCAAAGAGGUUAAAAAGGACGGCGCUAACAGCACCACUGACAGCUCCAGUGCCAGCAGCAGUGGGCCCGGGGCCAGCAGCUCCAGCGGGGAGGCCGGCAAGAAGAAGAGGAGGAGUCGAAGUCAUAGUAAAAGCAGGGACAGAAAGCGCAGUCGUAGUCGAGAUCGGGAUCGGCAUAGAUGGAGAAAAAGUCGGAGCCGAAGUCGAGAUCGGCAGCGUCAUCAUCACAGCUGGGAUCAUAGACACAGUAGUGAGUCACGAAGUCGGGACCGACGUCGGGAGGAUCGUUUGCGCCACAGGAGUCCACCACUUGCCACCGGGCAUCGGUAUGGACACAGUAAGAGCCCUCACUUCAGAGAGAAGAGUCCUAUCAGGGAGCCAGUUGAUAAUCUGAGUCCCGAGGAGCGUGAUGCCCGCACAGUAUUCUGUAUGCAGUUAGCUGCCCGCAUUCGACCUAGAGACCUGGAGGACUUUUUCUCUGCUGUUGGCAAGGUGCGUGAUGUACGUAUUAUCUCAGAUCGGAACUCGCGUCGCUCUAAGGGUAUCGCUUAUGUGGAAUUCUGUGAAAUCCAGGCUGUGCCGCUGGCCAUUGGACUGACCGGGCAGCAGCUGCUGGGCGUGCCGAUCAUCGUACAGGCCUCACAGGCUGAGAAAAACCGACUGGCAGCCAUGGCCAGCAACCUGCAGAAGGGCAGCAGCGGGCCGGGGCGCCUCUAUGUGGGCGCCUUGCACUUCAGCAUCACCGAGGACAUGCUCCGGGGCAUCUUCGAGCCCUUUGGCAAAAUUGAUAAUAUUGUGCUGAUGAAGGAAUCAGAUACAGGCCGCUCUAAAGGUUAUGGUUUCAUUACGUUCUCUGAUGCUGAGUGUGCCCGGCGUGCUCUGGAACAGUUGAAUGGCUUUGAGCUUGCUGGUCGACCCAUGAGGGUUGGCCAAGUGACUGAGAGACCGGAUGGUAGCACAGACAUCACUUUCCCCGAUGGGGACCAGGAGCUGGAUCUGAGAUCAGCUGGUGGACAAUUGCAGCUCUUGGCCAGAUUGGCUGAAGGCUCUGGAAUCCAGCUGCCAACCACAGCUGCUGCUGCUGCUGCCGCCCAAGCUGCUGCCUUGCAGCUGAAUGGAGCCAUCCCUUUGGGGGCCUUGAACCCAGCAGCUCUAACUGCAUUGAGUCCAGCCCUGAACCUUGCCUCCCAGGCAAUAGCCUCCCAGUGCUUCCAGCUUUCCAGCCUCUUUACCCCCCAGACCAUGUGAAUCUCAGGGCCCAACUCAUUUUGUCUGUGGUUAUUUUUCUUUCCAUUGGCUUCUCACUUAACCUCUUCUUGCCACAGGUAAGUCAAUGGCACAAUAUACUGCCGCCCUGUGCCUCUGGGUCCUGCUAUGUUCCCUUCUCCAAAUCUAUCCUUCCAUGGCCCCUUCUCUCCUUUCUGUGGACCAAGCCAUCUUGAGAGCAUGGACAUUGACUCUGGGGGAAAUGGGGCCACCCUUCGAAACCAAGAAGAGCUCCCGCCCACGGCCCACUGGGAACAGACUCUGCUGAGCAAAGCUGCUAACCGAAGAGGACAGAAUUUCCAUGCACAUUGGAUACUUGUCUCUCCGUAUCUCAUCUCCUGGAUUCAUCGCCCUUCCCACCAGCUCUUGGGACUUCUCCUUUCCUCCCCCACUGGGAAGGCCAGGGGGCAUUAACUGAGGGAGCUCACCUCUGCUUUUCCUCUACCUUUACUCUGCAGUCUGUCAAGGAAAAACCCCUAAGACUUCUGGCCCAAGGAGUUUGGAGUUUUGUGUGUGUGUUGGGGGGGGGGGGGUUAACCUUAAAGGUGCUGGAUCGUUGCUGUGAAAGAGCCCUGGGAGAUCACAGGGGCAUGUGCAUUUUGAAGCCUGUCUUAGAGCUCAGCUUGGGGUCAGAACUACUACUGUGAACUCAGCAUCUGGCUGGGUGGCGUGGGCAAGCUCCUUCCAGGGAUUUUAGUUGUUUUAGGGGCAUUCAGGAGUUUGAUGAGAGAUGGGAUCCCUUUCCAACACCCUCCGUCUCCCUUUAUGUAGUUAUCCUGCCUUUGACCCAAAGAGGGGGGAUGGAGGUGAGGCUGCUACUCUCCACCACUUUCCAUGUGCCUCUGCCUUGGGCUUAACCCCAACUGUAAAAGCUGCUCCUGUCCCCCACGUGGGUACAUGUGAGUCCUUCUCACUGGAUUUUAUACCCUGUGUCCGUGUACAUAAAUAUAUAUAAACUUUAUAUAAAAGGCAAGCCCUGCUGUCGUGGUAGCUGCGGCCCCCAUCUGUGUCGUCGCAGUGUGUCUGUCCGAUGUCAACUUCUUAAAAGCCAAAAGCACGAGUGGUUCUGGGGAUAUAAAAUGUAA
Messenger RNA from Condylura cristata (star-nosed mole), 2695 nucleotides. RefSeq names its product RNA binding motif protein 23 (gene RBM23). Gene Ontology annotation, biological process: mRNA processing. Gene Ontology annotation, cellular component: nucleus. The record is from RefSeq and is a predicted model, not a curated record. Lineage: Eukaryota; Metazoa; Chordata; Mammalia; Eulipotyphla; Talpidae. Gene Ontology annotation, molecular function: RNA binding. The coding region runs from base 267 to 1592 and encodes 441 amino acids. The transcript has 13 exons.